AUGGCAGAGCCACCACACUUCGUGUCUCCUCCUCCCUCAAAACACCGACCAUCAAACUACAAGAAACACUCUCAACCUCCGAACAUCAACCGUCUCUACCCUUGCCACUACUGUCCACGAAAAUUCUACACCUCUCAAGCUCUCGGCGGUCACCAGAACGCACACAAACGCGAACGCGCCGCUGCUCGCCGCAACCUCGGCGUCGUUGCUUCUCAUCAUCAACAUCAUCAUUACCAGCCUGAUCAAGGAUCUGUUACAGCAACAGGAUCGACCUGGAGCGUACCAAAUCAACAGAUGACGACUAUGAUGGUGCAGGGUGGAGGAGGAUACGUGGAGCCGUAUCCGUAUCCGUUUGGUUACUCGUUUGGAGUUUCCGGAUACGUUGAAGAUGAGUCACCACAGCUGGAUCUUUCUCUCCAUCUCUGA
Molecule: messenger RNA, 426 nt
Organism: Eruca vesicaria subsp. sativa (arugula)
Lineage: Eukaryota; Viridiplantae; Streptophyta; Magnoliopsida; Brassicales; Brassicaceae
Source: the annotation of a GenBank genome assembly